This is a messenger RNA of Anopheles cruzii, 1380 nucleotides long. RefSeq lists its product as uncharacterized. The record is from RefSeq and is a predicted model, not a curated record. The transcript has 5 exons. NCBI's taxonomy places the organism in Eukaryota, Metazoa, Arthropoda, Insecta, Diptera, Culicidae.
GCUGUGUAACGCGAUCAAGUGGCCUAAUCUAUCGUGCGAGAAGAUAUCGCGUUUUACUGUGACACAGUAAAUUUCCAGAGGCAACAACUUACUUGGGAAGUAUUUGCGUGACGAUCGUGCCAAAUCGACCAAAAACAGUUCAAAAAUCGACAGAAACGAUCUUCUACGGAACAGUUUAUGGCGCCUCGUUGGCCAACAUGCUUCACCCGAACGUGCCCAGUGCUACGGCGGUGCUGUUAUGAUGAGAUCAUAAUUCGUUGGGCAAAACAUAUGAUGUGAGGUAAUGCGUUAUUUCCAAGCCUACUCAAGGACAAGUAGACCGCGUUCUACACAAAUUAUUACCCUCCUUAGUCCUGAGCAGGCUGUGAAACUAGUCAUAAAAUUGCAACGGCAGAUGAUGCAGUUUGAAGCUAAACCAUUUCUUUGUGGAAUUUGAAAAACUGCUUCAAACGCAUUUUGAAAUCAUGACCGUGGUACUUUCCUACCAUCAAAUAGUUGAAAGAGAACCGUCCCAGAUCAACAGUCGGUGGAAAUUAUGUACCGCCAUUCUUUUGCUCGUUAUCGUGUCGUCCUGUAUCGUGGUUAGUUUCAGUUUGCACGGCCUAAUGGCUGAUUACAAGCACAACUGAUUGCUGGGUGCCCGUUUGAAGUUCAUCGUCAAAGCGAACGAAUCCCGCUCGAAUGAGACCGAUUCCGGAACCGUUCCAUCGUCAGUAGAAUAUGGCAUCGAUGAAUAUUGGAGCAGUUGGACCAACGGCGCGUACUGUGAAACAUUGAAAUAUAUGCCACUGCUGCAGGGAAUCUGCUGUACCGUUUGGUUGGCUAUGUUCCUAACUCAUGGCCCGGGAGGCAUCAUGCCCAAACCCUGGCGUAUCGUGUUUCCGUCGUUGAUAUUCUUUUUCGGCUGCCUAGUGACAUCGAUGGUAACCGCCAGCUUCAUCACACAAGGGCUUUCGCAAAUGUGUAUCGAGUUCGGCAAAGUAGACACCGGAAUGGGCUGCGCAAGACUCGUCGAUUACUUUGCCCUAUCGAAACAAACCCCCAAUCUGGUGAACCCGGACAAGAACUUUUUCCUGACCCUAAUCUUUCCCUGGGUAUGGGUCGGUGCCACCUGUUUGGGGUUUCUGGUCAGUUUGUUACGCAUAGUUUUGAUGGUCGAUUUUCAGCUUAUGCGUGUGGACAUUUUGAAGCACGAGAAACAGCAAUUGAAAGGUCCACCCAAGGACGCCGCAUCGCAGUGCGUUGAUACGGAUGAUUCUGAAGACUGAGAAACGAAUUUCAAUAGCUGAACAAUGUACAUAUAGUUAGUAGGCUUUGGCGUUGAAUAUAUUGAUGCCAAAAGACGGCCAUCUGCUUAGCUUAUUGUAUACUUUUAAUACU